This is a messenger RNA of Prorocentrum cordatum, 1011 nucleotides long. The record is from the annotation of a GenBank genome assembly. NCBI's taxonomy places the organism in Eukaryota, Dinophyceae, Prorocentrales, Prorocentraceae.
AUGAGACACACCUCACUCAAGCCGCCGGCGCAGUGGCAAGCGCCGGAUCGCGAGGCCCGACAAGCAUACAAUCGGAAGCUCACGGAUUUGGACCACCGGCCAACCGCUACGGAAUACAGGGACCUAAUGCUCGCAUCCGCACAGGAACAUCUCCAGGAGGAGAGAAUCGCCCGCAAGGGUUUCAGUACCUCCCCUGCACUGGACCGGAAGUUCGUGGAUUGCACCGAAGCCAAGCGCAUUGGCGACCACGCCAGGUACAAAGUGCUGUGCAAGGAAAUUCACAAAGACAUCAAGCUUGCCAAAAAGCAGCACAUCAGAGACACGGUGGUGCUCCUGUUCAAGAACAAGGGCAGCGCUGCCAACCUCGACAACUACCGCCCCAUCUCCCUGCUGAACUCGUUCUAUAAACUCAUUGCGGGGGUCCUCAAAGUCCGCAUCGCCAAGAAGGUUGACCAUCUCCUACAACCGACGCAAUUUGGAUUUCGGGCACGGCGCAGCACGUCCCAAGCCUUGAAGAUCGUCAGACAGAUGGUUCACCAAGGCGCCAGCACCCGAAAUUACAAGCAGGGCUCUCCGCUCUAUCUGCUGUUCCUCGAUUGGGAAAAGGCGUUCGGCCGCGUCACACACGAAGCCUUACUCAGCGCUCUGGAGCGCAUGCAGCUGCCGGCCACUAUCGUUAACGUUGUGAAAGCCUUGUAUAGGAACCCCACUUUCCAGGUAGGCAUGGACAACUACGAGUCAAAAUGGCACCGCCAGGACGCUGGGAUCCGCCAGGGCUGCCCUCUCUCACCGUAUCUCUUUCUGAUCACUCAGCGGCUCGACGGCUUUCAAUUGAAAGGCCUCCGCAAGAUCCUUGGGAUUUCGACUACGUUCGGCCAAGUGGCCCAGGGCCAGGACCGCACGAACACGAACGAGUACAUCUACAGCCAAGCCCAAAAGGCCCUCAAUAGCAGGAGACCUCAUAAGGCCCUCGAACGCUUCAGCGCCACGUACGAAAAAACUCAAGCUUGA